CGAAGGACUGGCAGCGGACCCAAGCAGGAGGAUCGGAAAGGAAGCGGAAAUUUACUGUUUUAGGGGAGAAUACAGAGCAGCGCACCCGGAGCGCCGCUCGUAUUCAAUAAAGUGGUGCUCUUAAGCCAAAAGGACGGCGUCCGUUUAUUCAUUUAGAUUAUCUGGCCCAAGAUACGACCGGCGGCCGUGGCGUGAAGAGCUGCUGUAGUGCGGAGAGAGACACCCCGGGUUCGCAGGGCUUGUUGUUUUUCUCUGCGCUCCCUCCGCUCGCCGACAAAGAGCGCCUCGCCGCGCCGCGACGCACCGCACCGCGGCCGCGUACCUGUUACUCCCGCAGCGCACAGGUGUCCAGCGACCCCGCACCAUGGAAGCCGUCGCUAAGUACGACUUCAAAGCCACUGCGGAUGACGAGCUAAGUUUUAAACGAGGGGAAGUCCUAAAGGUCUUAAAUGAAGAAUGCGACCAGAACUGGUACAAGGCGGAGCUCAAUGGAAAGGACGGCUUCAUCCCCAAGAACUACAUCGAAAUGAAGGCACAUCCGUGGUUCUUUGGGAAGAUCCCACGGGCGAAGGCGGAGGAGAUCCUCAACAAGCAGAGACACGACGGAGCCUUCCUCAUCCGGGAGAGCGAGAGUGCGCCUGGGGAUUUCUCGCUGUCCGUGAAGUUUGGGAAUGAUGUUCAGCACUUCAAGGUUCUGCGUGACGGGGCAGGAAAAUACUUCCUAUGGGUGGUUAAGUUCAACUCACUGAACCAGCUGGUAGAUUACCACCGGUCUACCUCGGUGUCACGGAACCAGCAGAUCUUCCUGAGGGACAUCGAGCAAGUCCCCCAGCAGCAUUCCUAUGUCCAGGCGCUGUUUGACUUCGACCCCCAGGAAGAGGGCGAGUUGGGUUUUCGGCGUGGGGACUUCAUCCAAGUGCUGGACAACUCCGACCCCAACUGGUGGAAGGGGGCGUGCCAUGGGCUAACGGGCAUGUUCCCCCGCAACUACGUCACGCCUGUCAACCAGAACAUGUGACCGGCACACGCCUUGCUCUGCCCUGCCCUCUAUCCCAAAGCCUGCCAUAACCGCCCUCGCCCAACUCGCCAAACCCCACCUCCCCCAGCCCAUAAAGGCAUCCAGACCAUCGCUGAAGAAUGUAGCAGCCCACCUCGAAGGGGGGGGGGGGGGGAAAUCAUUCGGCAAACAAUGCAGCGGAUUUACAUCACUGAGAACGUUUGGCAUGACAGUGAGUGCUGCAGGCUGGAUGGGAACUGAAGAAAAGGGAAUGGAAAGGAAGGGAAUGGGGAAAAGGAUGAGUGGGGGGACCCGGAAGCAGCAGCUGAGUCACCCAGAGAGCACGCGUCACCUGCAGACUCCCAUAGCUGCCUCUGCCCCCUCCCUCUCUCCCUCCCACUCACUCACGCUGCAGUUUGAUUCCAUACAUUCUAAUCAGAUAAAAUGUCAGUAAUAAAUAUACAUAUUUAAGAAUGAAAAGGUAAGGAGGGCUUGACGAAGUGGGAGUAGAGUCUCCAGUGUACAGACCAGAUCCGCCUGGGCAUUUGUGCAUCAACUCUGGGCUCUGUGAAUAAAAUCCAUUUAUAUAUACAGUAUAUAUAAUUAUAAAUGCACAUUUGUACGUAUGAGUAUAUAUGUGUACUGAUGGCCGAUGUUUGUUUCUCUUUCCUUUGCGUGGCAGUCUGUUCCCAAACCCCAUUCCUUCUCUCGAUGUACUUCACUGUAACCUCUGUUCCUCCUGUUGUCUGUGGGCCGUCGGGGUGCUUUGGAAAUCGCUCUGGAUCCCCGAAACGCCUUUUAAAGCAGGAACUGUUUUCCGACUCGUGGGGAAACCUGAAGCCUCCCUCUCUCUCUCUCUCUCUCUCUCUCUCUCUCUCUCGUCAUCGUAUGCGGAACCAUCUCAGCACUGGGCACGAGCCGGCCAGUGCCACGUGGGAAGGCUGGCCCCCUCUGUCCGCCGCGCCCAUUGCAGUGGCCCUGUUGGGAGGAGGUCGAGAAUGCAGCAGAUUUAACCCCCCCCCCCCCCCCCACCCUGCCUGCUUCUCUCUCGUGGAGCUGACUUGGCAUACGCAGCUGCGGCCAUCAAAUUAACCAUCUUCUCAUUUGUAUUCAUAAGUUACCUGUACAAUGUGCCCACGUGCGUGUUUAUGUAUGUAUGUACUCAUACAUACGCCCUCAUACUGUUUAACAUGCAUAACAAUCACCAGUUUAUACUGGUGAGUCGCCAUCCCAAGAGAGGAAUCGUGUCAUUGGGGUCCGCGUCCUCAGCCCAGUGUGUGUGCGUGCGUGCAUGCACUCACGUGCCAUUUCCUGUCCUCUCUGGAAUAUAGUGCCUUUUCUAACCGGUGAUUUCAGUGUGUCUGGCCUGCUGAGCGCGCUCCACGCAAGCCCCGUCUAAAAGACAAACCUCCUCCUCUUAGCCGCCAUACACAUCAUUUUAUUUAUGGCUUCUGCACUGCCCCCCCCCUCUCACCACACCCUGUCUUUGAUCAGUCUUUGUUUUUGUUCUGUUAAUAAAAAAAAUGAUAAUAAUGAAAUUAUAAA
Brienomyrus brachyistius is the source of this 2542-nucleotide messenger RNA. RefSeq names its product growth factor receptor-bound protein 2a (gene grb2a). The transcript is spliced from 6 exons. Lineage: Eukaryota; Metazoa; Chordata; Actinopteri; Osteoglossiformes; Mormyridae. Bases 365 to 1018 code for a protein of 217 amino acids. Gene Ontology annotation, molecular function: protein binding. The record is from RefSeq and is a predicted model, not a curated record.